Messenger RNA from Paraglomus occultum, 723 nucleotides. Lineage: Eukaryota; Fungi; Glomeromycota; Glomeromycetes; Paraglomerales; Paraglomeraceae. The record is from the annotation of a GenBank genome assembly.
AUGUUUAGAUUGUCGAUCAGAGGCCUUUUCACACAUACAACCCGCCAAAUACACACCCCACUUCCCGUAGCGUUUGAACCUCAAAAAGGAUUAGGAAAAUUAUUUAGCCCCACGUCACUGACAAAUUUCUAUGAAAAUCACAUUCGAUUAAUAGAAAAAUUGAACACGCUCGUUGCUGGUACGGAGUAUGAGGAUGAUACGUUACGCGGAUUAAUCCAGAAGACAGCACGACUUCCUGAGAAGGCUCAAUUAUUCAAUUACGCAUCACAAAUAUGGAAUAACGACUUUUUCCUCCAAUCUCUGUCCGACAGCUCAAGUUUGCAAAGAGAUGCCGUACUUACCGAUCGGUUAAAGAAAGAAUUUGGAUCACAAGAGAAUUUCGACACUCAAUUCAUUAAUAGUGCAUUGGCAAUAUUUGGUUCUGGAUGGACCUGGUUAGCAGAGACGGAAUAUCAAGUGCUACGAGUAGUCAAUACUUAUAACGCAGGCACAGUUCUUGAUACAACGCGGACUCAAGAGAACGAUGUAAACACCAGCAUUCCCAACCCUUCCGCAGGAAUGCAGCUCCAAUCGACCAAGUUGAAUCCAUUAUUGUCCGUGUGUGUAUGGGAACACGCGUACUUACAUGACCAUGGAAUAGAUGGGAGAGAAAAUUACUUAAGGGCAUUCUUACAACAUGUAAACUGGGGAGUUGUUGAAAAGAGGAUGGGGAUCUUUGCCUGA